AUCCUGACAUGCAGGACAACGAAGCAGCGGUGGCCGUCCUGGAAACUCCGAAAUUCGUCGCGCAUCCCAUUUUCUGGUGGGACACGGGGCGCACGCAGGACCGCGAAUACAACCACAGCUUUGAAAAUCCGCGGGAAGCGGCGUUUGUGGUCCAUUUAGCGUUCUAUCUGUUCCAGAACGGCGUUGCGCCCGAACAAUUGCACGUCUUGGCGCCGUACCGAGCCCAAGUGGCCUGUAUCGGCAAGUACGCAAGGGAGAAAUUUGGGCGGGACCGAAAGAACAAACAGAUGCUGCAGCAAUUACAGCGCCAGCGGGACGAGACCUUUGUACGUGGCAGAAAUUACGCUGCAGAUAAAAGACCAGCACCAGAUGGUAUAAGCUGUUCUAGUCAAGCUCUGUCAUCUUCAUCUAAUGCUCCUGCGGGUGGCGGUAUUCGUGGAGGCCCGGGUGAAGAAAACGCAGCUGUGGCUAGUAAAGUAGACGGUUUUGCGCUGCAGCCACAGCAUGGAAAUCAUCAAAAGCAGGAGCAGACUGACAGCGAACAGCAGCAGACCGCAAUUGACUCCCGGGAGCGUAAUUUUCUCGACGCGUUUGUGAAGAAUAUCACCCCGAUUGACGGGUUCCAGGGGAACCAAAACAAGUACAUCAUCAUUUCGUGGACGCGCUCCAACCCCGACCACAUCUGUGGGUUUCUGAAGCGGCCGGAGGGCAUCAACCGCCGAAUCGUCGCGCAAUCCCGGGCACGGUGCGGGCUGUUCAUGGUAGGAGACGUGAGCAAUUUCGAGUAUGACGUGCCGAAACGGAACUUGUUCGCGGAGCAGGUGGGCAGAACGGGUGGAACAAGCGGGACUACAAGGAGUGGCAAUACCAAGAAUUCCAGCAAGUCGCCAUCGAAGAAGAAAAACUCCAAAGGAAAAAACGCGACCAUCAGUGCGGCCAGCGGCGGACUUGAUGCGAAAGACCUCCGGAUGAUAAACGCAGCAGAUGACAACAAGACCGCGAACGAGUUGUGGAAAACCCGGUUCGUCGAUUUACUGCGAGAAGACGACCGCGUGAGCCCGUACCUGCCGCUUUGUUGUCCCCGGCAUCCGGAGAAGAAGUUACAGUGCGCAGCGCCGGAAGACUUUCCGAACUUUGCGCUGGGGAAGAAUUUGAUUUGCCGGGAAAAGUGCGGCAAGGUCAUCGACGCCUGCGGCCACACCUGUGAGCAGCUCUGUCAUUCCGGCCCGUGCUCGCAGGCAUUGUGUGUGAGGGAGGUAGAAAUCCCGUGCAGCAGGUUCCCAGCGACGCACCCGAAAAAAAAGGUACCUUGCUGCAGCCGCCUGCUGUGGUCGACAUCGUGGUCCUCGUCGAUUUCAGGAGCUUCUAGUGCCGCUGGUGACGUCACCCUUAACACGACUUGCAUCACUGCUGGUUGCGGCGCGACCAGAGCUAUUUCUGCCUUAUCUCUGCAACCAAUUUGCGAGGAAAUCGUGGAGCUUGCCUGUACACAUUGCGGAAAACCGAGCAAGAAAAAGUGUGGAAAACUGCCUCAACUACAACAGCCAGGAGAGUACGUUUGCAGAAAGAAGUUCAAGUGUCAUAAAGACCCAGAGCACACCCUAGUCCGUUACUGCAACGAACAAGAGGCAGACAUCAAGUGUACUCAGAAGUGCGGGAAGCAGCUCCCGUGCGGCCACCCGUGCCCCUUGCUUUGUGGCGAGGACUGCAGUCUUGCGGUGUGCAAAAAAAUUAUUUGGAUCACGUGUGCAGCAGGAAGGCAUAAGCAAAAAGUCUACUGUGACGAUUUCAAGAAGCAGGCGGAGGAAGAGGCCGCGAAAAUUAUGGAUAAAAAUGCAGCUGCCGCAGCUACCACGGAGGCAGCUGCGCCAACAUCAACCUUCACCAGCAAAAAGCUUUGCAAGCAAGAGGUGAAAUUCCGGUGCACCAAAUGCGCCGGUUCCCUGGUCCGUUACUGCUACCAAGCGGAAGCAGACAUCAAAUGCGACCACUACUGUCGGCGGAAGCUGAAAUGCGGACACCAGUGCACGCGGCUGUGCCACGAACCCUGUCCAGAAACGCCCGAGGAGUGCCUGGUUUGCCGCGAAGACAUGAAGAAAAACUUUUUCCGCUUUGUGGACGAUUUUGAAGACGACGAAGAGGCGGCAGAAGAGGAAGAGCUGCUGUCUCGUAGAAGUAGCAAAAAUGGCAUGCCCGGCAUGCCGUCAAGCUCCAGCACAUCUUCGUCGAGCAGUGCAGCAAGUUCGUCUGAUCAAGCGACCAAUGCGGGGUGUUCUUCGUCAACCUCCGCAACAACCCCAAGAAGUACUAGGAAAAAGAGGAAUUUGAAUAGGGACAAGGAGAAGAAGCACGUCAAGACGCUUCAUUUGUCCGAAAUCCGGUACAGCCAAAACUCUUGCUCCGAUCACUUCCGGAAUGGAGACAACUUGUUCGAAACCCUGGAAAAGUUAAGAGCCGACGAGGAAUUGCUGAACUCUUUUCCGAGCAUCGAGGUGGUCGAGUACGAGGAAAUGUUUUUCUCCAUGGACAACCGCCGGCUGUUUCUCUUGAAGCAAUUGUAUAGCGACCACACGCUGAUCGAGACGAUUUACUACCCAGACCCGGCCGAGUAUGGGAAGAGUUUGUUUUUCAAAAAAAUGAGAAAGAACUUAGAGUCAGGAGAUGUGCGGGAGAAUUUGAAAAGUUUGUGGGCGAUAGAAGUGAAGCCGUUUAAUCCGAAGCGGAAAGGGGUCAGCCGUCGCGCAUGAAAUUAGGGGACGGGCGAUGGCGAAACGGAAAGUACAGCCAGCACAUCUGCAAUACCUUUUCGGAGAAGAACAAGAAAGGCACAUUUUUGCAUUUCGAAAAUAAUAUUAAAAUGACUCAUUGUAAUAUCCUGAAUCAACAACAAUCUAGUCCCUUGCUUGCGCCCCAAGCAAGCUUGAGCUAAACCUAAAUCUAAAUCAUGUAGAAGGCAGUCAACGAGCUCGAGCCAAAACCAAACAUAAAUCCAGGCGAACCCCGCUGGGCCCUGUGUAUGAUCUCACUCGGUGGACUCGUCCUCUCGAUAAAUAUGGUUGAGGUCAAUAUAUGUUUGAAUCUCUGAGUACUUACAAAAAAAGAUGAGUAAGCUAGUACAGCACGUAACAUGUAUAGACGCACCCACAGAUCGUGCAAGUUAGUAGAUAGACUUGCAAGGCAUUUUCAGAACGAGAAAAGUUGAUCCAGAUACGAAACACUGACUUCGACGGCUGCCUGUGAACGAGAUUCCAGCACAUCAGUGCUGGCUCAUUCAAGUUAUUCUCACCAAUCUCAGAGGCAAGCCGUCGCUCAUUCAUCUUCAUUUGCGAGCAUUUCGUUUGCAAGCAGAACGAAGCACUUCCAACGACCCCUUCCAAUCAACUCGAACUUUCUAAAGAACGCUAGCACAAAGCACCACGAAUAGGAUUAGCGAAAGUGGAAACACAAUGACAUCGCAAGAAAU
Amoebophrya sp. A120 is the source of this 3463-nucleotide messenger RNA. The record is from the annotation of a GenBank genome assembly. Lineage: Eukaryota; Dinophyceae; Syndiniales; Amoebophryaceae.